AUGGCCCCCGGUACUGAGACUCACAAUGACGAAACCCAGUAUGCUGGCAAGGACAAUGAGGCUCUGGAGACGGCUAUCGAUCAGGAAAUCCACGCCUUCUUGAACCUCUUGGAGCAUAAAUACAUCUCUACCGACAGAGAGUUUCGCCCGGUCGACAUGGCAAGGAAGGUGCAGUACCUGACACUAGAUGUCAUUACCUCGCUCGCUUUCGGCCAAAAGUUUGGUUACAUCGACCAAGACACGGAUGUACACUCGUACAUUCAGAUAACGGAGGACAGCAUGCCGGUGAUGAUGGUCUUGUCGCUCUUUCCCGUACUCGCCAAGACAUUACAAACCAAGCUUUUCCGGUGGCUCAUGCCCUCUGAGCGUGACCGGGUUGGGUUUGGUGCCUUUAUUAGCGUCGCGAAGCAGGUCGUGAACGAACGGCUAGCGUCGGAUGACCCCUACCGGAAGGACAUGCUCGGCUCUUUCCUCGCUCAUGGUCUGACGCGGGAAGAAGCCGAGGGGGAGACACUUGUGCAGAUCAUCGCAGGAUCCGACACGACGGCAACGGCGCUGCGUGCCACCUUCUUGCACCUGAUGACCUCGCCGCAGGCGUAUGCCCGGUUGGCCAACGAGGUGCGAACCGCAUCGGCAGAAGGGCGGAUCUCGUCGCCCAUCACGGAGGCGGAGGCCCGCCAGCUCCCAUACUUGCAGGCGGUGAUCAAGGAGGGCCUCCGCAUCAACCCCCCAGUCACGGGGACGAUGGACACUAUUGUCCCUCCCGGGGGCGAUGUGCUGUGUGGAAUACCCGUGCCUGAAGGCGUCGAGGUCGGCGUGGCCAUGUUCAGUCUCCAGAGCCUUCAGUCCGUCUACGGGGUCGACGCCGAGGUCUUCCGCCCCGAGCGUUGGCUCGAAGCCGACGAGGCGCAGCUCAAAGAGAUGAACAGCACCAGGGAUCUCAUCUUCAAGUACGGCAAGUGGCAGUGCCUUGGCAAGAACGUCGCGCUCAUCGAGCUGAACAAGGUCUUUGUCGAGUGCCUGCGCCGGUAUGACUUCGCGCUUGUCUACCCUGGCAAGCCGUGGCACUCGGUCUCGGCUGGUAUCUUUCUUCAGUCUGAUCUUUUCACCAAGAUAACGCGGAUCAAGUGA
Thyridium curvatum is the source of this 1131-nucleotide messenger RNA. RefSeq lists its product as uncharacterized. The record is from RefSeq and is a predicted model, not a curated record. The coding region runs from base 1 to 1131 and encodes 376 amino acids. The transcript has 4 exons. NCBI's taxonomy places the organism in Eukaryota, Fungi, Ascomycota, Sordariomycetes, Thyridiales, Thyridiaceae. Gene Ontology annotation, molecular function: oxidoreductase activity, acting on paired donors, with incorporation or reduction of molecular oxygen; heme binding; monooxygenase activity.